CGCCGGGGGUAUCUUGGCCUUCGCGGCCUCCGUAGUUCCGCGGGCUGCCCGGCAACCGAAGAGGAAACGGCUGGCGUCGCUGCCUCGGGCGCCGCGGGACUCUGGAAUCCGAUGGCGCUCCCCACGCUGCCCUCUUAUUGGUACACCCGGAGACCUCUGGACCAAGAGUUAGCACGUCAGCGCCAGCGAGAGCAGGAGGCCCACCUUCGCCAGCAGUGGGAGCAGAACAGCCGUUAUUUCAAGACUUCGGACAUCCACAGCUCCAAACAGGCGGAAUGGAGCUCCAAGACCUCCUACCAAAGGAGCAUGCACGCCUACCAGCGUGAGAAGAUGAAGGAGGCGAAGAGGAUGAGUCUGGAGGCCCGCCGUGAGAGACUCAGGCAGCUUGUGCUGGAGGAGCAGGACCUGCUGGCCGCUGAGCUGCAAGAGCUGACGCUGAGCAUGAGCCUGCGGGAAAGAACAAUCCGGGAACAGCACAAGGAUCUGAAGUCAGCCCGAGAAGAACGAAGGAAACUGAUUGCUGAACAGCUUUUAUAUGAUCACUGGAAAAAAAACAAUCCCAAACUUCGUGAGCUUGAGUUGGACCUUCACAAGAAGCACGUGAUAAAUUCUUGGGCGACACAGACAGAAGAAAAAAACCAGCAAAGAGCCAGUGCGGAGCAGGAGAAGAAGCGGUUUGAAAAUGAGUAUGAAGCUGCCCGCAGGGAAGCGAUGGAACGGAUGCGAGCAGAGGAGGAGAGGAGGCAGCUGGAGGACAAGUUGCAGGCUGAAGCCCUGCGCCAGCAGAUGGAGGAGCUGAAGCAGAAGGAGAUGGAGGCAACCAAGCUGAAGAAGGAGCAGGAGAACCUGAUGAGGCAGCGCUGGGAGCUGGAGAGGCUGGAGGAGGAGAGAAGGCAGAUGGCAGCCCUCCGGCGCAAGGCAGAGCUGGGGCGCUUCUUGAGACAUCAGUACAAUGCGCAGCUCACCAGGCGGACCCAGCAGGUCCAGGAGGAGCUGGAGGCAGACGGGCGGAUCCUGCAGGCACUCCUGGAGAAGGAAGAUGAGCAGCAGCGUGUCCAACUGGCCAGGCGGGAGCAGGCCCUGGCUGAUGCAGCCUGGAUGAAACAGGUCAUCGAGGAGCAGCUGCAGCUGGAGAAAGCUCGGGAGGCAGAGUUGCAGCUACUGCUGAGGGAGGAGGCCAAGGAGAUGUGGGAAAAGAGAGAAGCAGAGUGGGCUCGAGAGCAGAGUGCGCGGGACAGACUGAUGAGUGAGGUUCUGGCGGGGAGGCAGCAGCAGAUACGAGAAAAGAUGGAACAGAACUGGCGGGCUCAAGAGGAGACCCUAAAACACAGGGAGAAACUCCUCCAGAGUCUGGAGGAGGCAAGGCAGUCAGCUCAGCGUGCAAAGGAGGAGCGUGAAAUGCUGAAGUCAGCCAGGAAGCAGGAGCUGGAAGCCCAGGUUGCAGAGCGUCAGCUCCAGGCUUGGGAAGCAGCCCAGCAGGUGGAGGAGGAAGAGGAGGAGCUCAAGAGGGCAGAACAGCUCUCUGAUGCUCUGCUGCAGCAAGAGGCCAAGAUCAUGGCUGAGGAGGGCUACCGGCCUAAGCCCUAUGGACAUACCAAAAUUGCCUGGGACUGACGACGAGCACAGGGAAGCAUGCCAACUUGAUGCACAGCUCCAGACAUUUGUACAGUGCUUGGUUCUGACCAGGGCUCAGGAUGUUGCUGGGUAGUUCAACCAUGCCUGCUCAGGCACAUCAUGGUGCAGCUACAUGUCAAGAUGCCACAGAUGUGCAGCGCCUAGUGAGAGCCCUCCCUGCCUCCCUCCCUCAGACAGGUCUUACAGACAGACCUGUUUAUACUGCUGCCCAGAAGUCCUAUCUAAGUAGAUUUGAGAGCUGGUACAAGUUGUAUUCCCAGGACAGGAUAUGUAGGUUCCCCUUGUCUCACCUGUACUUGUCAGCUCUAGAUGGGACCAUGAGCCAGAGGGAGGAAGGAACAUUCCAGGUUUUAAAGUUGCCAUUUAGUAAGUUACUCUGUUGAAGGCACACUGGUAGGUCUUGGUGUAGUUGUUUCAGGUUAUUAGCUGCUGCAUAGCCCCAGAGGUCCAUGUGUGUGUUCUGGAAGAGCCUGGCAGCCUGGGCAUUUAUAGUGCUUUCUGGAAAGUGGGCGACAAAGAAGCUCUGUGUUCUGGAAGUGUUGUGAGGAUUCCUUAAGGGCUGGGAUGUAGCUCUGUGGAAUGCUUCCCUGGAAGUCUAUGGUCCUCAUUUCAGCACCAGCACCUCCAAGAAAAAAAGAAUCCCAUAGAGCAUCAGAACACAUGCCACCCCUGAAGAGUCCUCAAGUCACCAGGUGGGCUAGCCUGAUAAAGGCUUUGUUUAACUCUGUGAAGCUGUGUUACUUUGCCUGUCUGAAACACCUGAUGGUCUUAUAAAGAGCUGAACAGUCUAUAGCGUGAAAAAGGAUAGGCAGGGCUGGCAUGCAGAAAGAAUAAAUAGGAAGAGAGAUCUGGGGAGAGAGAAGAGGAGGAACAAGGGAAGGAGAGGAGGACGCCAGGGGCCAGCCUUCCAACCACCCAGCCAGCCACGGAGUAAGGUGUAAAGACAGGUAUAUAGAACAGAGAAGGAUAGGGACUCAGGGGCAAAAGUUAGAUGGGAUAAUUUAAGUUAAGAAAAGCUGGCUAGAAACAAGCCACGCUAAGGUUGGGCAUUCAUAAGAAUAAGCCUCCCUGCGUUUAUUUGGGAACUGUGGCAGGCCCCCAAAAAGCAAAGAUUAAAAACAAACAAAAAACUAACUACAGUGUGUGACUUAAUCGCUGUGCAAACUGAACUUCCACAAGCCAACACUGUGGGUUCUACACCCCUGGACCCUAGUACAUUCCUCCAUGACCGUUAUUGGUAUGUCAUUAUGUAACACAUGACCCUGUUUGAUUUAAAAUGGUCCAAGAUUUCUUCAGUAGGUUCCUCUCACAAUCAUUCUGUAAUAGAGAUGGGUUGCAGCCACUGUGGCCAUGGGAUAAUAGAUACUACGUACAGUUGUCCUCUGCACUAUUCUCAGUGUAGUCUCCCUAGGGAAGUUCCCUCGCUGGCUAAGAACCCUGACUUAGCCACAGAUACACGGACAACACUGCGUGAGACAGACCAUGGUGCGACCAACAGGAAGGCGAUACAGCCCUCUUUGUCUUCUUUUUCUGUUAGCUUAUCAAGACAGCGCUUCUCUGUGUAGCCUUGACUGUCUUGGAACUCUGUAGACAACUCAGAGAUCCACCUGCCUCUGCCUCCCCCAGUCCCAUGUGUUUCCCCAGUCAUGGUAAUGGCAGCAAACUUCCAAACCAAGUUCUAGACACUAGUCAUACCUGGGUAGGCUACUCAAAAGCAGUACUUAACAGAAUUCCAGUUUUAAGGAAACAGUAUGCAUUAUGGUGAUUUCUAACAGGAUAAAUGGUACUUUUCAUUCUGGCAUGUGCCUGCCCAGCCUUGUUUAUAUGGUGCUGAAAAUGGAAUCCAGCCAGGGCUUUGUAUGUUUGGCAAGUACCAACAGGACUACAUCCAUAUUAUUUUCACUUUGGUAUUUGUCUGUAUUUUAUCACAGAGAACAGCUAUAGCCUUUGAAAUGUAAUUUUAAAAAUAAAACAGCUGGUGAGAUGGUGCAGCAUGUACAUGGAGCCUGCUGCCGAACCUGGCCGCUGAGGUCCAGCCUCUGGGACCCAGAGAGCUGACUCCUAAAGUUGUCUUCUAAAUAAAAACAGAUGAUGCGAAAGGCAGACAGCAGAGAUAAACUUACGGGGUAUGAACCAAACCCUAGCUCCUAUGGCAUGUCCCUGGCAGGGAACAUUCACGGCUGUCCUGUCCUGUGUGAGGGAGUCUCCUGUCAGGGUCAGGCCCCUGCCGCUGAGCUCUGGGACUACGUGGAGUGUAUGCCAGUCUCAGGAGGGCUCUUCACCUGUUCAGUGAGGUCAAACUGAUCCUGGAGAUACACACAAGCUUUGUUCAGCUGCCCUGAAGUCUAGAGGAUAGAGGCCCACAGGGUCUUGGAAAGACUGCUUGGGUCUCUUACCUGGGCUCACAAGGUCACUUGAUAACCCUGCAUAUAAGGCAGCCACAUUCUGGGGGGGAGGAGCGAGCACAGCUCUCCUGGGCCCAGGUUCUGCUUCAGCCAGUGCCUGUCACACAGCAGCCAGAUAACUCGUCUUGGGCCAGGUCUCCUUUCUGUGACAUGAGUAUGGAAAUGUAGGCCAUGGGGAGCUUCAACGGGGAGCUCAGAAGAUCCAGCCUUCCAGGGAUGCCUUCUGUGUUGUGUCUGCCAGGCAUGUGGACAGAAUUCUUCCCAUUUGAAUCUGGAGUGUUAUACCUCAUCCUCCUACCUUGCCUGGGGACACCCCUCUACUCAGGAUGCACGAGCCUGGAGGGGGCAGGGGCUUCCUUCCUCAGCUCCUGUCAACACCCUGUGAAACCUGGUCCUCAGGCUGUUCCUGUGAGUGAACUGGGCAGUGUCUUCACAGAAACUGGUGUCAGGCAGCAGAGGCUAAGGGUUGCCUCAGUGUGAAACAACCAGAAUAGAUAUCAGUGGGGAAAGGAGGCUCUGGCAGACAAAACAGACGGGGACCGGAGCCACUCUGGACUCCUUCCUUACCUCCCCCUUUUAGCUGCAGGUCUGCUGUCUUUAUACUGAGCAUCCACUCUCCUGGUAGAGAGAGCCAGGGUUCAGAGCACGGGCCUCAUACCCCAAGCUGCUCCACGCUGCCUGUGUCAGCAAGUCUGAGCCUCAGGCUCCUGAUCUACAAACUGGGGGAGUUCCAGUUCCUAGUUCUCAGGUGUUGGAUAACUGGCAGGAGUGGGGGACUGCAGAUAGCACCAGAGUAGUACCAUAGUGGGGUUCUGGAAAGGGGCUGGAGAGAGAACACAGAAAGGUUGGAAGAUACCAGUGUGUGGAUUGACAGGUACAAACUGCAAUUUCCAAAUGUGCCUGUCUCUUGGGUGUUCUGGGCAAGAGAUGAAGUUUACAGAGUAGGCCUCUCAGAAGCAGCAGCCCAGGCUAGCAAAGGGAAGAAGCCCAGGCUAGGUGAGUGUCAGCCUGGACUUUUGGGGAGAGUCUGACCAAGGUGGGCCUGAGAGAUGGCAAGAGUUGGGAAGAGGGAUUUUUGUAGGCAGAGGCUCUGGAGUCCCUGGACAGAUGCUCCAUUUGGGAAACAAGACUGAAUUCUGAGUGGGUGUGGAGAGUUUGGGAACCUGGGAAGAGGGGAAGCUAUGGAGCGUGUGGGAUGGGGGAUGAGAGCCAGGUGUGUGAGUUGAGGUCAUGCCUGCUUCUCUUUGAGACCUGCUUCAUGGCUGAUGCCAUGUUUGUGCAAAGCAGGUAGGCGGGUUUGCGGUUGGGCUAAAGCCUGGAGAAAGAGCCAUGGUCAGAGGGCAGAGGUGAGCACCCUCCAGGACUUGUUACUGGACAUCUCACACUGCUGGCCUGCUGGGUCCCUCUGUGAGGUGGCCUGUGCUUGGCCUACAGAUGGAGGACACAUUCACACAGUGCUGAGUCAUGGCCAAAGCUUGUUAGUCCUUUCCAACGGCCUCAGUGGACACAAGAGCUCAGCACAGACCCCUCUGUGGAGACCCCAGGCUUUGGGACACAAGUGACAGUGCCAUUUGUUUAAGUAGUCUUCGUGGUGCCCUGGCAGCAGGGUUUUGAGGCUUUCAGAGCCCAUCACUGGCUACUUCUGCCACAUUCUCAAAGAUGCCUUGAUUUUAUGAAAGGUCAGAUCCCUCACCUUUCCCAGGCGGGGAAUCUGCCUCCUUGUGUGCCAGUUUCUUCUUCAAAUGGAAAUAAAUCUUUCUUCAUAGGUUGCUGUGAA
Messenger RNA from Mesocricetus auratus (golden hamster), 5817 nucleotides. RefSeq names its product trichoplein keratin filament binding (gene Tchp). The record is from RefSeq and is a predicted model, not a curated record. The coding region runs from base 112 to 1614 and encodes 500 amino acids. NCBI's taxonomy places the organism in Eukaryota, Metazoa, Chordata, Mammalia, Rodentia, Cricetidae. Gene Ontology annotation, biological process: apoptotic process. The transcript is spliced from 13 exons. Gene Ontology annotation, cellular component: keratin filament.